AUGCCCAACGGUCAAGCCAAGGUCACGACCAUUGAGUCUGGUCGCGAGGAAGUGGUGUUGGUUUCGACCGCCUCUUCGCCCCCUCCAGUACCACCACAUCUAAACGAAGCCUGCAACUCCAUGAGCCUUCAGCCCGAUGCACCCAGUGUAUUGCCUCGAGAGUCUUGUCGACGAGUGCUCGUUGAAGUAGUCACCAAGCCGCAGGUGGGCUGCAUUUGA
Molecule: messenger RNA, 219 nt
Organism: Protopolystoma xenopodis
Lineage: Eukaryota; Metazoa; Platyhelminthes; Monogenea; Polystomatidea; Polystomatidae
Source: the annotation of a GenBank genome assembly